This is a messenger RNA of Papilio machaon (common yellow swallowtail), 774 nucleotides long. RefSeq lists its product as uncharacterized. The transcript has a single exon. Bases 52 to 774 code for a protein of 240 amino acids. The record is from RefSeq and is a predicted model, not a curated record. Lineage: Eukaryota; Metazoa; Arthropoda; Insecta; Lepidoptera; Papilionidae.
AUAACCUCCAAUGUGAAUUCAUUUAUAAAGAAUAAACAGAUCUUAAAUACUAUGCGUAUGCGAGUAGGUGACAUAAUUAUUGAUUCGGUUUUUGAUAGUGGCGCGGAAUGUUCUGUGAUGCGCGAAUCUAUUGCGAAUAAGUUGCCUGGGAAGCGACAACAAGUAGUCAAUUAUUUGCGAGGAAUAGGUCCUUUUCCUGUAGUUUCCACAAGUAUAUUAACAACAGUAUGUGUUAUUGAUAACAUUAACGUAGAAAUCGAAUUUCAUAUUUUGUCCGAUUACGAUAUGACGUCAGAUGUUUUGAUAGGUGCAAAUAUUUUGAACAAAACGGGAUUAACGGUGAUCGUUACUCAGAAUAGCGCGACUUUAUGCUCUCAACCUCGCGUCAUGCACAUGCGACCGACGGCCGGUUUGUUUGAUGAUAUAAAUCACGACUUGAGCAAUACGUCAGAGAUCGAUCAACUAAUGACUCUUCUCAAUAAAUAUUCUACGACUUUUACGCGCGGUUACUCAAAAACUCGUGUAAAUACCGGUCAAUUGGAGAUUCGUUUGAAAAAUCCAGAUAAGUUUGUGGAACGAAGACCUUACAGGUUAAGCCCGGUUGAGCGCGAGAAAGUCAAAGAAAUUGUUAAAGAGUUGUUAGACAAUGACAUUGUUCAAGAAAGUAAAUCUCCAUAUUCGAGUCCGAUUAUCUUGGUAAAAAAGAAAAACGGUGACGACCGCAUGUGCGUAGACUAUCGUGAGCUAAAUUCAAACACUGUUCGCGAUCAUUAA